AUCGAUGUCUUCUUCUCAAUCCGCCCUCCCACAAUACACAAUCGCCGACUACUCCAAGUUCGCCCUUGCCGGUGCCAUUGGAUGUGGUACCACCCACGGUGCCAUGACCCCAAUUGAUGUCGUCAAGACCAGAAUUCAAUUGGAGCCAACUGUGUACAACAAGGGUACCGUUGGUUCUUUCAGACAAGUGAUUGCCAACGAGGGUGCUGGCGCUCUUUUGACCGGUUUGGGACCAACCGUUCUCGGUUACUCCCUCCAAGGUGCUUUCAAGUUUGGUGGUUACGAGUUGUUCAAGAAGACCUUCAUCGACUACUUGGGUAUUGAGACCGCUACCAAGUACAAGGAUGCCGUCUACAUUGGUUCUGCCGCCAUUGCUGAGUUCUUUGCUGACAUUGCUCUUUGUCCAUUGGAGGCUACCAGAAUCAGAUUGGUUUCCCAACCAGAGUUCGCCAACGGUUUGAUUGGUGGUUUCUCAAGAAUCUUCAGAGAGGAAGGUGUCGGUUCUUUCUACGCUGGUUUCACCCCAAUCUUGUUCAAGCAAAUUCCAUACAACAUUGCUAAGUUCCUUGUCUAUGAGAGAGCUUCUUCAUUGUACUACGGUUUCUUCUCUACUCCAAAGAAGGACUUGUCCCAAGGUACCCACACCGUUGUUAACUUGGCCUCUGGUUUGACUGCUGGUUUCGCUGCUGCCAUUGUUUCCCAACCAGCUGACACUUUGUUGUCUAAGGUUAACAAGACCAAGAAGGCUCCAGGUCAAUCCACCAUGGGUUUGUUGUUCUCCUUGGCCAAGCAAUUGGGUGUUGUUGGUUCAUUUGCUGGUUUGCCAACUCGUUUGGUUAUGGUUGGUACCUUGACUUCCUUGCAAUUUACCAUCUACGGUUCCUUGAAGCCAGCUUUGAACUGUCCUCCAUCUAUCGAGAUUGGUGGUGGUGGUCACUAAGCGUAUUUCUGAUCUUUAUCUUUUACGUUGAUCUUAGAGAAGAAGAGAAAGAACAGCAAGAGA
Messenger RNA from Williopsis jadinii, 1003 nucleotides. It is a transcript of the gene MIR1, whose product is annotated as Mir1p. Gene Ontology annotation, biological process: mitochondrial phosphate ion transmembrane transport. Bases 5 to 940 code for a protein of 311 amino acids. Gene Ontology annotation, cellular component: mitochondrial inner membrane. The record is from RefSeq and is a predicted model, not a curated record. The transcript has a single exon. Lineage: Eukaryota; Fungi; Ascomycota; Saccharomycetes; Phaffomycetales; Wickerhamomycetaceae. Gene Ontology annotation, molecular function: phosphate transmembrane transporter activity.